UCUGUCUGGUGCCCAAACCCUACCAGCCUGGCAUUUAGAGCUGUCUUGUACUAAGGUUAAUACCACUGGAAGAACGCCUUGAUUGUAGCCAUGGGUACAAACUCACUUGACCUCGUUGUGUAGAGAGCUUUCAGGCAUUACUGAAGGUAUUGGAGGUAGGAUGGAGGCUUUAUUAGGAAUAAAAAAAAAACAUAAAAACAAUUACCGAUGCUAUAAAUAAUGUUACACACGGUUGGCUGGGUAAACGCUGUUUGCUUCAUGCGACACUGGUCUCUUGAACGCAGCUGCAUUGAGAGGACGGAUCUCCGUUCUCCCAGGAACAAUUGCAAGUUAGACGGGGCCUGUAUUGUAAUAAAACACCCAUGGAGCUAAGCGAACGCGCUGUUCCUAAUUAAACACAGCCCUGCUUUGUUUAAACAACACUCUAAAUGUACAGUCAACUGAAUUAUUCCAGUUUGCAUUUGGUCACCUGAUGUCCUGUUAGAGCAGCUGCAGAGCUACAAACAUUUUUGAGGAAAUUGCUGACUGAAUUGCAAUUGCUGGGAAUUGCACACACAGGAAUAAAAUAUGAUUCUAUAUAUAUAUAUAUGCCUUUAAGACCAAGAACUUGUGUGGGUGGGGCAUCUGUUAUGGGGGCGUGGUUUAUAGCAAGGUAUAAUUGACAGACCAAAACAGUGGAAGAGCCCUUAGACAAGUGACUUGAGAUCUGAGUCGCACACUUUAGUGUAGUGCGGUUAAAUACAGUGUGCUCCUGGAAUUAUAUUCAAGCAGCAUCUUGGACUGUAUUUACAUUUCAACAAUAACCACCCUAUGUUGGCUAAAACACACAAAUACAAUAGAUAGUUCUUGUAAUUAAGGCUCUCUGAUCUGUAUUAUUAACCCUAGGCUGGGAGCCAGCUGCAGUAAAAACAUGAUAAGCAGUAUUAACAAUGAGGAUCAGAGACUGGAAGAGUGCCUGGGAGAGCAGCUCUGUGCAUCUCAGAGUCAGCACUCACUUCCUGUUAGGCAGAUCUCUGGUCCCAGUCUAUAACCAGUAAGCCUGUUUAAUGAUCCUGUUUAGGGCAAUGUGUGCUGCAACAGGGGGCUGCUGAAAUCUAUGAUCUAAUUGAUAGCAGCUUGUUUGUUCCAGAGUUUGCAAUUCUGUGCAUUGUAUCUAAAGGUAGACCUUGCUACAACUCUGCUGCCAUUGGUUUCUAUACAACCCUGGCGAAUGAACCCCUUUCCCAAUUGAAAUCAGAGUGUCAUAAUCAGAGUGCACAGAACCCAAGUGUUCACAUCUAUUGAGUCUGUUUCACGGCUACUUGCAGCAGGCAUGGAUGUCAAAACCCAACACAAUCGGGUAUUUGUAAAUCACAACGUCCUUCUGGCAAUUUGUAAACAAAGAAGCUGAUCGGAAAUGGGUGAAAACUGAAAGCCGCACUGAGCGAUGAGAUCAGCCUCUGAGCUGGAUUUCAUAAAGACAGAAGCCUGAGUAUUAACUGGACUAGAACAAUCUCUCCAUUCAUACUGCAUCUCUCCCAGCCCCUCCUACACCACACUGCCUGGAACUAAGUUACAGCAUUAUAGUAACAAUUCAAGUAAGAGGAGGCCACCCAGAAAGAUAUGCAAGAAACAGCACAUGUGCAGGCUGUACCUGACUCUGUGUGCCACUACUAUACUCUACACAAUAUAGACAAGUAUACACAAUAAAUGGCUUGAAUCCCUCAACACUAGAUAUGUUCUGACGCAGGGAGUAGCAGAAGCAUAGCUUUUAAACUGAAGGUGACAGUGACAAAAAAGGAAAAAUUGUACACUUGUAAAGCUUAAACCUACUUAGAUGGGAAUGUAAACAAACUGGUAAGCUAACUGUCCGGUUUCUACAGUAUAAUUAAGGGUAUAAACACACUGUGCCACCUGUAUAUUUCUUUGCUUUGAACAUGACAUCAUAAAGCGUGUUCGUCUUCCACAGCACAGUGGCCCAUCACGAACAUUCAGGGGGGUGUUUUUCGGUAAGCACCCGUGGAAUUCAGUUACCAUGACGGAGAGGUAAAGGAACUCUGCACACCUGAACGAAAUAUAGGUUUACCGGUCGCGCGCUCUUCACGGCUAUUAAGGCACGUGACUAACGGGUGCUGUUCGUGUUUACUAGCAUCCUAGCAUCCUUUUUUUAUUUUAAAUCUCACACCCUGCCUCUCCCUCUCUCGUUCGCUCUGCAGAUUCCGGGGGGGGGGGAGUGCGGGUUUGCAGGCAGUCAGUGAUUACAUAGUAUUAUUAGCAAGAUGGCGCUAUCAGGCUCAGCACCAGAACAGCUCCUUUUUCCUACACAACAUUAUAACGCUGCGAAAAUGAUUUCACUCUGAAAAAACAAAAACAUGCAUUGAAAUGUAUUUAGAAUUUUUGUAUACCUUAAAAAAAAAAAAUGGAUUGACUCAAAGCGUUUUGAAAAGAAUUGGUCAGAUCAAAUGCUGUAGGAUGUUUGGUGCAGAGACGAGGCGGUAUUACACAAAUUUAAAUAACAGCUUCAAUUUGAUUUCCUACACUGACGUCUUGCAGAAACAGAUAUACAGCUUUUUUAAAACUGCAGAUAUUACACUUCAUGACGGCCAUGUAAUCCAGACUAUAGAUGAUUAAAGUCCACUUCUCUCACAUAUGUGUUUGGUGGAAAAUGGAGGAUCGUGGCUUGUGACAGCGUCAGUGAUUUCGGGGAAAUGCAGCCUGAAAGCCUUUGCUAUAACAAUUCGUCUUUUAUUUAAAUUGCCUGUUAUUAACAUUUCUCUGUAAAAAGACUGCAUUGACAAACAAACAUCUACUUGAAGCGGAGGAUGUAUGCGACACUAUUUGUAAUGGUCAUGUCUUCAUUUUUCAACCCCAGUUUUGCAUUCAGCUCGCAUUUCGAUACUGAUGGCGCCCCCCUGAGUGAGCUCUCCUGGUCCUCCUCCCUGGCUGUCGUGGCUGUUUCCUUCUCCGGACUGUUCACCUUCAUCUUCCUCAUGUUGGCCUGCCUGUGCUGCAAGAAGGGAGACAUCGGCUUCAAGGAGUUCGAGAACACAGAGGGAGAGGAGUACCAGGCCGAAUUCUCCACCCUCACCUCUUCCACGUCCCAGACCGGACCCGAGGUUUACAUCCUGCCGCUCACUGAGGUGUCCCUUCCUGUCUCCAAGCAGCCCAGGAGAUCAGUCCAGCUCCUCAAGUCCACUGACCUGGGCCGGCACAGCCUGCUCUACCUCAAAGAGAUUGGACAUGGCUGGUUUGGGAAGGUCCUCCUGGGCGAGGUCAACGCGGGUCUCAGCACGACUCAGGUGGUGGUGAAGGAGCUGAAGGCGAGUGCCAGCGUGCAGGACCAGAUGCAGUUCCUGGAAGAGGUGCAGCCUUACAGGUCCCUUCAGCACCCCCACCUCCUGCAGUGUCUGGCACAGUGCUCAGAGGUCACUCCCUAUCUGUUGGUCAUGGAGUUCUGCCCACUGGGUGAUUUGAAAGGAUACCUGCGAAGCUGUCGGGCUGCAGACUCAAUGACCCCUGACCCCUUGACUCUCCAGCGAAUGGCAUGCGAGAUCGCCUCUGGCCUGCUGCACCUGCACAAAUACAACUUUGUCCACAGUGAUCUGGCCUUGAGGAACUGUUUGCUGACUGCAGAAGUGACCGUGAAGAUCGGAGACUAUGGGCUCUCACAUAACAAGUACAAGGAUGACUACUUUGUGACGGUGGAUCAGCUGUGGGUGCCUCUGCGCUGGAUCGCCCCGGAGCUCAUCGACGAGGUCCACGGGAAUCUGCUUGUAGUGGACCAGACCAAGCCCAGCAACAUCUGGUCCCUUGGAGUGACGAUCUGGGAGCUGUUUGAGUUGGGGAACCAGCCCUAUCGGCACUAUUCUGACAGACAGGUCCUCACCUAUGCCAUCAAGGAACAGCAGUUGAAGCUGCCCAAACCUCUGCUCAAACUGCCCCUCUCAGAACGCUGGUACGAGGUGCUACAGUUCUGCUGGCUGCAGCCGGACCAGCGGCCCACCGCAGAAGAGGUCCACCUCCUCCUGACCUAUCUGUGUGCCAAGGGUGCCAGCGAGGCGGAGGAGGACUUUGAGAAGCGCUGGAACUCCCUGCGGCCCAACAGCGGCAACAGCAGCACCCACAGUGCAAGCGCCUCUGCGGCCGAGCAGCCUCCCUCCUCCUCCUCUUCCUCCUUCCCCCUGCUGGAGCACUUCUCAGCGGGUGACGGCUUCCACUCUGAGGCGGGGGACGACAUCCUCACAGUCACAGAGACCAGCCGGGGCCUGAACUUCGAGUAUAAGUGGGAGCAAGCACGCCCCGAGCCGAACUUCCCUUCCUCCUCAAGCAGUGGGGCAUUAGGGCACUCCCAGUACCAGGAUAUCUACUACGCUCCUGGGAGCUGCAGUGGGGGGCUCACUCUGGGAGUCUCCCCUUCCUACUAUGACUCCAAGCCGUCAGGACUCCACACCCCGGGGGUAGUGCCUGUGUUGAGCGCUCACAGCCCCUCUGUCAGCAACGAAUAUUACAUCCGUAUUGAGGAGCCUAGUGAGUGCAACAUUGAUCUAGACUACACCAUGUGCUCCUACAGCCCAGAGCUUGAUGGCAGCAAUGGCAGCUAUAUAGGUGGUGGGAGCGGUUCGGGAGACUGCGACAACUGCCCUAGUGAAGCCCAGCCUAAUUCAUAUUGGUUGGAAGAGGCUCGCAAAGCCAGUGCCUAUGAUUCAGACACCAGCCCAGCUAUCUCACUCACCAUGGAGCCUCUCCUGGGCCAGGUAUCUACCGCCAGCCCGGUGGAACCCUGGGAAAGUGAACAGUACUAUUCCUACAAAGUGCAGGAGAAAGAGCAGGGUUACUACUACGAUCAAUCCUCAUUGGACGGGGCUGACCACUACCUUUUGGAGGAUUUGUCUGAGAAUCAUCGGGAGAGCUGGGGGUCUAGGAGUCUGCGUCAAGCACUUGGUGAGUUGGAGGACCCCCUUGGGGUCUCGCCAUCCCUUGGUGGGCCCCAACAGCUCUACAGAGACCCUUACAUUGAAGGAAGCAGGCCAGCCCUUAGCAAGAGGUCAGCUGGAGAGUGUUACUAUGACAUGACGGGGUCCCUUCGCAAAAGCAUGCCUGAGUCAAACACGGUAUGUGUCGACAUGGAGGAAGAGGAUUCAGGGCUCUUCAUAGGGCGCAGAGACAGUGAUCUGGAAGAGGGGGACGUGUCUGCAGAGAAAGAAGCCUUAGCUCAGGCUAACCACUGGACAUCCAACAGCUCUGCCAACAAUAACAGUCUGAGCUUCAGCAAGCGAUCCGAAAACAAUAUCCACGGCUAUGCCAAUUUUCAUUUCACAAUGCCUUCAGCAGGGUUGGAAGAAUCCUGGCGUGUCUUCAAGGCAAAGGAGAACCAAACAUACCCCGCCCCCCAAACCUUUCACUACCUGGAGGCUGCUACACUCACAGAAGGAGGUGGAAUUGCCCUGACCAAUGAACAUACACUCUUCCUGUCAAGCGAGUGCAAUAGUUAUAUAUACCCAUGCCAUGAGGAAGAGGAGAGGAUGUCCCCUCCUGAGGAGCACAACGCUUAUCAAGAGCACGGAUUUGUGGAUCCUCUUUUGGGAUCUGUGGUCAGGAGCUAUACCCUCAACGAUUAUAUCAAACAGAAACAAACUGUGGGGCUCAAAAAGGAAAAUGGAGAAAGCUCACCCUCCACAACUUUAGGGGGCACUGUGGCAAGCAAUGUGGUUCCUGAGACAGAGCUGAACCCUGAUCACGCUAGCUUGGGAAAAGGAGGAACACCUGUGGACAAAACAGAGGAGUCCAUGAAUACUGUUGUCAGCAGAAAGUCCUCUGAAAAGGAGGAAGAGCAUGAAGAGGGAUGUCUAUCAGAAGUGAAACAUCCAGCCCAGAACAGCAUCAGGUCUGUCCAAUCAGAUGGACUCACACCUGAAAUGGCUCCAAGUACCCAAUCAGAACCGGACUCAGAAACCAGUCGGACCGCGGAGAGCGGCGUGGAUAAGGGUUGCUCCAGCAUCAGCUUGGUGGAGAUUGAUGACUGCAGUGAUGAUGACAUCACAGACGUCACCUCGGGCAUCUUUACGGAUUUCCCUAUGGAUUAUGUGGGAGAUGCCGCCCCAGCUGUCAAGUCCCUGCAGAAGCAGGCGGGGACUCCGGAUUCCAUAGAGUCCCUAGAUCUGCCUUCCACCAGCAGCUUCUGCGAGGCGUUCAGCCCCAACACCUUCCACCCCUCCAGCCAGCCCAAAGCAAUGGACAGCGGCUAUGACACAGAGAAUUACGAGUCUCCUGAGUUUGUACUGAAGGAGCCUCACGAUUCACGGGACCCUGAAGGAUUUGUACAGCCCCUGGGGAAGCCUUCUCUUAGUGAAGAUCCAGGGCUAGAGGAGACAGAGACAGAGGGUGGUGCAGAGGUGUGUCUCGGACUGCCGGUUUCAACAUCUCACAGUACAGAGCUAGAGCUGGGUGGGUUGAAUGAGAAAAACCCCUACAGGGACUCUGCCUAUUUUUCAGAUUAUGAUGCAGAGAAUGAGAGGUACUCCCGGGAUGAAGGGGACACGUUUCCAGAGAAACGGGAUGAUGACAUUAUUGUCCCAGAGCCCGAAAAAGAAGGUCCCAUAGCUGAUCCGACUAGCCUGAAAGUGGAGGAAGAGGACCCACAGCAACUGGAGAACCAUGUGGAUGAGAAAGAUCAGUUGCAGAAUGAUUAUUCAGACAGACAGUUUGGUGAACAGAAGCAGAGGCAAGAUAUUGAGGAUGGUGGUGAAAUUUUAGCCACUCCAGAGGUCCCGGAAACAGAGUUUGCUACCGUUCAUUCAACUCCUUCUCCUUCAAGUCCAACUCCUCCUGAGUUAGAGGAUGAAGGUCUGGAUUUGGAGCCAGAACUCUGCAGAGAUGAGCAGUAUUCCGAAAUCUGCACCGCUUCAGUUCCCGAGGAACCAGCUCAGCCAGAGCAUCCGGGUAUCCCUGAUGAAGUGCAGGAACCUGGCAGCUUGGAGGGCCCUUUAUUUGAGGCUUCAGACUCUGCAACAGGCGGAGGAUCUUCUAAAAAUGACACUGAGACCAGCGACUGCAGAGAGGCAGGGGAUGGGGGGGAGUCUGCAGAAGACACAACAUCUACAGGUCUUCCCAAUGUGGACGAUAACCCUCAGCAACCCCACAGCAACUGCCCUGAUGUGGAAAGCCGGGGGAAAGAAGACCCAGGACUUCUGAAGUCAGGAGAGGAUUCAGAGUGCCAGAUGGGCAGAGUGUCCCCGGCUGAUGGAGAGGAGGCAGAUGAGGAGGACGGGGACUCGGAGGACAGCGAGGAGUCGGAUGAGGAGCUACGCUGCUACAACAUCCAGGAGCAGAGCGAGGAGAGUGAGGAGGAGUUCCCCGCAGUGCCCAUCGUGGUCAGCAACAGCAGUGAGGCGCGCAAUCUGCGCAGCCUCCUCAAGAUGCCCAGCCUGCUCUCCCAGUCCUUCUGUGAAGAACUCGACCGAAAGAAGAAAGCCGUCUCCUUCUUCGACGACGUCACUGUCUACCUCUUCAACCAGGAGAGCCCGACGCGGGAGCUAGCAGAUCACAGUUUCCCUCAGGGGGCGGAGUCCAGUGGGCGGAGCUCAGAGUCAGGAGAGACACGCCCCCAGGAAAGGGUCAGCACCUCGGACGACUCAUCUGACGGGAAUGUCUCUGAAGAGAGCGGAGGGUUCGAGUGGGAUGAUGACUUCCCCCUGACGCCGGUCACCUCCUCCCCCAUGUCCUCGCUGGGCCCGGCCCCCAUGGAUCCCCCCGCGGCCCCUAGCCUCUCCCCCCUGGCCCCAGAGUCGAAGCAGGGCCCCGCAGUGCAGUACUCUCGCUUCACUGUGUCCCCGUCCAGCGUCUCCCGCUUCUCAAUAACGCAUGUCUCCGACUCCGAUGUCGAGUCUGUGGGAGGGAGCAGUGAAGAUGGAGAGAGGGAGUGAGAGAGCCGGUGCAAGAGGAAGGGAGGGAGGGAGGGAGAGAUGGAGAGAGGGAGGAGAGAGUGUCCCAGGCCUGGCAGCAUUGGCCUCAUUUUGCACAGACUGGGCCUUGCAUUGGGGGGGCUCCAGCUGGGACCCCUGCCCUGAUGAAACCUGAGCUGCCAUUCCAGGACAGUGCCUCUCAACACCAGCGGAAACGGACGCUCACAGCCCCCACUGCCAUGUCGGAGGGGUGGCUGUGGAUGUACACAAUGAGAACAAAUCUAUACAAAUAUAUAUAUAUUAUAUAUAUAUGAAUAUAUAUAACUUAUAUGCAGAUUAUAACUUACAUGUUGCAGAACCUUCAAGCUCAACGUCAUUUGUAACGGAAUUGCCAUUUUGCUAAAGAACGAACAAACAAACAAAAAAAAACAGAAAAGAGGAUGGAGUACAGCAGAUUCAGCAGCUCCAGGUCCCAUUGCUUUACAGACUCAUUUAAUCGCUGCUGGAGAUUUUUACCAUGCCCGUUCUGCGUCAGGUCUGUAAUGCGCCUGGUAAUCCUUGGUACUCUGAGUUACCCUCGCCCCACUGUGAGCGCCCACAGAUAGCCUCCCGUCUCGAGGGUUUAGAAAGAGACAGAAGGGGCGGGGGGUUGUGGGACUGGAUAUAUUUCCUUACCAAAUAGUUAUUGGUGGGACGAAGUAAAGGGGGUGUCCUGGUUCCCUGAUACUUCUCUCAAAGAAUAGCGUUGAUGAACCGGGGGAAGAAAACUAGAAGCAGUAUUGGGAUUUAUUAUUGGACAUUUUAGUGCAACGGAUAGUGGUACAUUAUGAGAAAGUACUUGCCAAUGCAUUUGCCAAAAUACUUACAGAGCUUGUAUGUUUUUUUGUUUCAUUUCAGGUGUCUUGAGUUCAGGUUCAUAUCAUAUGCAUUGCUAACAGUGACUGUAUGGAAUAUGUGUUAUAUGACUAUAUCAAUUCAGGAAAAUUAACUUGCAAAUAAAAUCAGGAUUUAGGGAUUAGGGUUGUAGAAAAUAGUCCAUGGUAGAAUAUCACAAAAGCAUGAUAAAUGCAUAACAAUGAAAUUGAUCUGAAAUUGAAGUCCAAGUCUUGCAGACUCCAGUGCUAGAAACAGGACACCUCCUAUGUGGAUUGGGCAAACACACAAACACAAAAAUAAUCUUAUUUUUUUUUUUUUUUAAACAUUUUAGAAGUAUUGAAAUUCCUUAAAAGGAAUUACAUUCAAGCAUUUUUCUUAAAGGGAAAGUGUCAUCCAAAUUUUCAGCCCAACCGCCCCCUAAAUGUGACCCAUCUUGUUGUUAGAGUGCCAAGUUGGCAGCUGAAGUAUUUAUCCCACACACAGUGUUCAGUGUUUCUGAAUGCCUUUCAUCAAUUUCAUAGUCUGUAAUAGUCUCGGAGAGCAGCUCAUGCAGUCUGUACUAUUUUUGUAAGAAAGUAAAGAAAAAAAGUUUUAAAUUUAACAGAGAAAAUAUCAAAUUAUUAUUAUAGGUUAAAUGUUGCCAAAGAGAUGUAACACAUUUAUGUGGCACCCUAGUUUUAAUUUACAGCUUUUAGAUAUUUUAUUGUGUAAGGUUAUUAAAGAAAACAUAAGAAAAUGUUGUCAUCAAUGUUUAGUUUAGCUUGUUGUGUAAUGGGAACUCUCAUGUCACAUGAUGGGGGAAGCCACAUGAUCUACAACAGAGACACCUGUUACUCUUUCAUACCUGGAAGAGUUCAUUGAGUCGACUGAGGCACAGUUUCAGUGCUGGAGGUUAGUUUUUAAGACUAAAGGAUGUGAACUGAAAUUCAUACACAGGCGCAUGCAUCACGUGUAUAGUGAGGACAGUUUCCCCCUAGAUUGCCUAGAUUGCUGUCCCAUCUGUUUUAUUUAUAAAAUGUGUUGUUCAAGAAAACUGUCCUCUAUCCCACAGAUUUACAGGGUGGGGGAAAAGUCAUGCAUCAGAGAAUAAAAUAAAGCCUGUUCAGGUAAUGAGCUCAGUGGUCCAUUGAGUGAGAUCAUGAGCUACCAACAAGCAGAAUUCAUUACACCCAGAACCUUUAGGGCUGGAGCUGCUCAUCCCUGAUCUACACCCGUGAUGAUUACAAUAAAAUGUGAUUAUUUACAGUGUGAAUGGAAGCACACCGUCAGGUCUACUUUACCAGUAUUUCCGCGUGACCCGUCAUGUGACAAUGGAGUAUUUACUUAUUUAAAAAAAAUAAAUAAAAAAAUGCUAAACUUGCUGUAGGUGACAUUAUCAACUGGUCUGUACAGAAUAGAUGGCUACCUAACUUUUUAAAUGCUAGCUGCAUGAAAAGCGAGCCUUUCAAUCUCAAGUUGACUGCGUUUCAAAAACAGGUUCACUACUGCCGUCUCCUUUCCCAGUGCUUACUCCCAUACAGAGCAUGUGUCAAACAUCGUUGGUCUAAUAAAAGCAUUUUUUAAAUAUCUUAAAA
This is a messenger RNA of Acipenser ruthenus (sterlet), 10330 nucleotides long. RefSeq names its product serine/threonine-protein kinase LMTK1-like. Gene Ontology annotation, biological process: brain development; peptidyl-tyrosine autophosphorylation. The transcript is spliced from 14 exons. Lineage: Eukaryota; Metazoa; Chordata; Actinopteri; Acipenseriformes; Acipenseridae. Gene Ontology annotation, molecular function: protein tyrosine kinase activity; ATP binding. The record is from RefSeq and is a predicted model, not a curated record. Bases 2802 to 7901 code for a protein of 1699 amino acids.